AGAAGAAAGUAAAGUGUUUAUUUUUUCAUUGGUGGUUCCCCUCUCCGAUGCGGUGGGGACAACUCCCAUUCCUUUAAUUUCCUGAUUUUUCCUUAUCUCUGAUUUUUCUGCAACAAUGGAUCUCUAGCAUUCAUCCCUCUUUCUCUCCUCUCUAUGCCUCUGUCCUUACCCUUAUUAUAUCCUUUUACUCCAUGCAUUCUCAGGGUGAUAUGUAGAAAGUUGUAGAGAUGGAAGGCAAUAAAGAAAGUAAAAUGAUAUCGGCUGCGGCCUUUGUAGAAGGGGGGAUUCAAGACUCCUGUGAUGAUGCUUGCAGUAUAUGUCUUGAGGAGUUUUCUGCAAGUGAUCCUUCAACGUUCACUAAUUGCAAGCAUGAGUUUCACCUACACUGCAUUCUCGAAUGGUGUCAGAGAAGCUCCCAGUGUCCUAUGUGUUGGCAGUCUAUUAGCUUGAAGGAUCUUACUAGUCAGGAAUUGUUUGAGGCAGUAGAGCAGGAGAGGAAGUUGAGGGUUGCCACAUCAAGAAAUGCUACUAUUUUUCAUCACCCUGCAUUUAAUGAUUUUGAAUUGCAGCACUUACGCAUGAAUGUAAAUGAUAUUGAGCUUGAAGAGCAAAUUAUUCAACAUUUAGCUGUUGCUGCAGCAAUGAGGAGAGCAGACCAACUUGGCCGUAGAGCAGGACGACAAGCUAAUUCAUCACCUCGUGGUCAUCCACACUCAUUAGUGUUAUCUAAUAUGGCACCUGCUGAAGAGGAAAAUGACCAAACGAUAAUUCCUAAUACAAGUGCAUCUACUCCAAUAAAAUCUGAGAGAAUUGGAGCAUUGCAACAGAUGCUGCGAGUUCGAACUCAAAGCUCUUCUUCAGCUUCUGGAUCUAGAAUUUACUCCAAUGAUAGAGGCUCUACUACUCCCUCGUCAUCAGUAAACGGCGAUAAAGCAGAGUUCCAGUCACAUUCUGAUUCGCUGCGGUCCAGAUUCAAUGCAGUGUCUGCGAGAUACAAAGAAUCAAUCUCAAAGGGUGCAAGGGGAUGGAAGGAAAGGUUGUUCUGUCGUAGUUGUUCCAUGUCAGAACUUGGUUCAGAAACAUGGAGGAGAGAGAUGAAUUCUGAUAUUUCUAGUGUAUCCCGACUAAAGGAAUCCCUUGAAUCUAGUGAGAAUAGAAAAGCUGCGGGUACUUCUUUGUCUAUUCAUAUGGAGGAUUGUUCCAUUGGAGAAGUGAGCAAUCACAAUGAUGUUGAAGUUAGCGGGGAGACCUCUUCACAUGAUGACAAUACUCCACCUGCUUGUUCUGCUGCCUCACAUUUAAAUUGAGCUCUUCCUUGUUUCUGUCAAUGUAUCUUUCCUCAGCAUCUCAUAUUUGAAGGGUGACUUGUAAUUCCAUGUCUUCUGUCAAUGCCAAUGGUAAGAGGUUGAACUACCGAGGAAGGGCAAUUGAUCUCUAACAAUGACAUGGAAGAAAUGGUGAAUGGAGCACCUCGUUGGCAGUUGUAAUUGCUAAGCUUUUGCGCCAAUUGUGUCUUGUUUUGUAAUUUGAUGAGGGCCAUAGUACCUUGGUCCCAACUUCUAGUACCUUUUUCUUGAAACUUUCUGCCGUCAGUGGUCCUGUGGUUUCCAAUUCAGUUGAAUUGGCGCCAUAAUUCAUAAGUCACAAAUUUGAGGCAUUUUCCCCUCCUAUAUAAUCAGAGAAUCAAAAGAAGGAACUAUGAUAAUUUUUUGUUGUGUUAGUCCAUAUGGAACUAUGAUAGCAUCAAUUCUUAUUAUCACAAACUUCAUAGUGGGUGUAAAUUGUAUGUAUGAAACUGUUCAUUUUACUAACCCCUUGGUGCGCAUUAUAUUUGGUCUCACAGUUUUUUAACCCCAAAGGUAACUCUCUUCAACACGACAAACUGAGGAGCAUACGCCAUGGAAAUAGUCGCAGCACUUAUGUUGGGGUUUGUUAUAAAAAUUACCAUCAGAUAAACAGCUGUGCUUACAGCUAAAAGUCAUCUUUUUAUACGUAUAUAUUUUGUGGCAAACACAGUGAAGGGUUGAACGUGUCUUAAAUGUCUGGUGGGUGGGAUUUUAGAUGGACAUGUACUAUGAACAUUAAUGUGCCUAUGGAAGAACAAUGUUCAAAAGUUAAAGGGAAUUUGUCCUUAUUCUUUUACCUUUUGUUUAUUGACAAAUCGAGAAUAUAUGGAUGGAGGUGGCAACUAGAUUA
Molecule: messenger RNA, 2196 nt
Organism: Vigna angularis (adzuki bean)
Lineage: Eukaryota; Viridiplantae; Streptophyta; Magnoliopsida; Fabales; Fabaceae
Product: E3 ubiquitin-protein ligase RHF2A
Exons: 9
Coding region: 228-1307 (359 amino acids)
Molecular function (GO): ubiquitin-protein transferase activity
Source: RefSeq, a predicted model, not a curated record